Messenger RNA from Drosophila teissieri, 278 nucleotides. RefSeq lists its product as uncharacterized. The coding region runs from base 46 to 198 and encodes 50 amino acids. The record is from RefSeq and is a predicted model, not a curated record. The transcript has a single exon. Lineage: Eukaryota; Metazoa; Arthropoda; Insecta; Diptera; Drosophilidae.
CACACACACAGUACCUAAAACAACAACCAACAAGGGGAACAACUGAUGUGCGGUUUUGGUUUCAUGGCUUACGGCUUUGAUUGCUGUCAUCGCUCAAUUGAUUUUUCACUAAUGCCGUCGAUUGGCAAACGCAAAACCGAAAUAAAAGUGAAAUGCAAAGCAUUAAAAACUGCAGAACUUAAACGCCAAAAUAAAUAAUUUGUCAUACAGUGAUGUGCGUGUGCGAUUUUGAGGCAAACAAUACAUACAAAUCGCCGAAAAGAAAGGAAAGAGCUUAU